Exophiala xenobiotica is the source of this 1872-nucleotide messenger RNA. RefSeq lists its product as uncharacterized. The transcript has 2 exons. The record is from RefSeq and is a predicted model, not a curated record. NCBI's taxonomy places the organism in Eukaryota, Fungi, Ascomycota, Eurotiomycetes, Chaetothyriales, Herpotrichiellaceae. Bases 1 to 1872 code for a protein of 623 amino acids. Gene Ontology annotation, molecular function: catalytic activity.
AUGAACAAUCCAAACAUCCUCGCUUCUUGUUGUACCGAAAGCCAGAGAGCGGAGAUAGUUGCUAGUGCGGACAUCUGCGUCUGCGGAUCGGCCAUAUCUACAAGAAUAUUGGGGCUCGGAAGCACUCGACUUCUCGAGAAACGCAGGCCGAGAUCAAGCUGCAAAAUGUCGAUUGUUGCAUUAGCAGAAGGUUACCAGUCGAGCGUCACCCUCGACGUCCUCCACGAUGUCGCCGCAAGAAAUAAUAUACAAAUCAAAUCCAAGACGGAUGAAGACGCCUACCUCCUUGUCCUCCAGUCGGCGGACAUGACUGCGGAAAAUGUAAAUAAUCUACCCGACUACGUCGACCCACGGCUUGCACCUGUUCCGACAAAAGGAGGAAGGGGUUUCUGGAAACCUAAAAACAACAGUCACAAUGCAUGGAGCCAUCAAGCACAACUGAUUGCUGAGAAGCCAGUUACAGAUGUGCUCAAAGGACGCAAGAUUGUCAUCAAGGAUAACAUGUCAGUAGCUGGCCUGCCGUAUACUUGUGGAACGUUUCCUCAGCUUGUGUCCAAGGAUGGCAAAUAUCCCAUAGCGACAAUUGAUGCCACCAUCACAAGACGUCUUUUAGAAGCUGGCUCUACCAUUGUGGGUACUUCGACGUGCGAGAACUAUUCCUUGACACCCAUGUCGUACACGUCCGCAAACGGACCGGUACAUAAUCCGUGGCUGCGGGACCACAACACCGGUGGGAGCACCAGUGGAGGGGCUUGUCUGCUUAGCCUGGGCAAAGCUCGCGCCGCUAGUGUACCUGGCCUUGACGAAGCAGGCGAUGAUGUUGAUCUAGCGAUGGGCGGUGAUCAAGCUGGAAGCAUACGACUACCUUCGGCGUAUUGUGGCAUCUACGGUCUAAAACCUACCCAUGGGCUUGUUCCCUAUACUGGCAUCGCAGGACUCCAUCCAAUGAUUGACUAUGCUGGACCGAUGGCUCGCAAGCUCGAAGACAUAGCCACCUUGCUGACAGUCGUUGCCGGUUAUGACGGACUUGAUCCUCGAAUGACCCCCGAGUCGCCCCUCCGGCAGAACGUGAUCGACUAUGCUACUCAUCUGUCUUCUGCCGAAAGUCCUGGCAAAGGUCUCAAAGUGGGCAUCAUCAAGGAAUCUCUCACAUCGCCUGGAACUCAGGCAGAAGUUGCCGAGGUAGUGAAAGCUGCCGCUACAGAGCAUUUUGAAGCAAGUGGAGCCACCGUGUCUGAGGUAUCAGUACCAAUGCACCUCCUCGGACCGGCCAUAUGGACGGCAGCGACAAGAACGUAUAUGGCAAGCUUAGCAAUUGGUGGCAAGACGCCGGAUAUACUCAACCACAGCAUCCCACACCUCUCACUGAGGUGGCCACCAGACCAGGAAAUGUACGACCUUUUGACGGUCGCCAACCCUGCAGUGGUCAAUAUACUGUUUUGUGAAACUUUCUUGAAGGACAAAUUCGGUCCGGAGGUGCAGGCCAAAGCUCAUCGCCACGUCUUCGAGCUCAGAGCAGCAUACGACAACGCUUUGGAAGAGUUUGACGUGCUCGUUACACCUACAACGCCUACUGUUGCUCCACCGCAUCCUGACGUGCGGCCUGAAGCUGAAGGGGGAAGUACAGUGAUGGACAAGAUCAAGUUGGCGGUCGGUGCGACGAACAAUACGGCGCCGUUCAAUGCUUCGGGUCAUCCUGCUCUCAAUGUCCCUUGCGGAUGGGCAAAGUCGCGGACAGGCAAGGGCUGGCUGCCUGUGGGGAUGCAAGUCAUUGGUAAACGAUGGGAUGACCUUGGUGUCCUGAAGGCCGCCAAAGCUUUUGAGAUGGGUGGUGGUGGCUUAGGCUCUUGGCCUGGCCAGAACCCCACCUGA